Messenger RNA from Orbicella faveolata, 1719 nucleotides. Its product is annotated as beta-1,4-galactosyltransferase 1-like. Gene Ontology annotation, biological process: carbohydrate metabolic process. Gene Ontology annotation, cellular component: Golgi apparatus. Gene Ontology annotation, molecular function: galactosyltransferase activity. The record is from RefSeq and is a predicted model, not a curated record. NCBI's taxonomy places the organism in Eukaryota, Metazoa, Cnidaria, Anthozoa, Scleractinia, Merulinidae.
GUCAGACAGUCCUCGUUGCUAAGGAUGUUAGCUAUUCAAAUUUUUCGCCGAGGUCUUGACGGGAACUCUUUUGAAAAUUUAUUUAGCUUUUAAUGCUGGAACAUGCCCUCGGUUAAAGUUUUUUAUUUAGUGUUAUUAUCAGGACUGGUCCUGUAUUUUCUUCUUUAUAGCUUUCUAGUCAGGAAAUUACCAGCGAUGCCCGUAGUGAAAAUUUAUUUCGAAGAUGAACCACCGAUAACUGAUGUAUAUUCACAACAAUACCUCGCACACGAGAAGUCAAUGGAUUUCGAAAAUGGCAAAAUAGAGGAAAGCAAUCAUUUAGCCCCUCCGCAAGCACAGGAAUUUUAUUUUGAAAGAGAAGAAAAGCCGUCCACCGAAAUUGCAAACGAAAGAGAGCACACGGCUAAAAGAGACAUAUUGCUGUCCUUCCUCGAUGGGCUUGGAAUACCCGUAAACAAGGAGGAAAUGCCUGUUGCAGACAUUUCAAGAAACACUCCACCAUUAGUUAACCCGAGUGGAGUUUCGUUACGAAAAUUAAUGAAGAAAUUUGACGAAGAUUUGAGCCUCGAAGCCGACAAAUCUUGCCCUAUUAGUCACUUAGAUGAAGUUGGUUUGCUAGAAGUUAACAAUAGCUCAGUUAGGCUUGAGGAAGUGGAAAGUGAGCUGGCGUUUGUCAAGAAAGGUGGACAAUGGAGACCUGAUUGUGUGCCAAGAAACAAGGUGGCAAUAGUUGUUCCUUUCAGAGAUCGUAGCGAGCACCUUUACAUUUUCUUGAGACACAUGCAUCAGUUCCUCAGAUGGCAGAUAUUAGAAUACAGAAUCUUUGUCAUAGAACAGGCUGACGGCGAAGCCUUUAACCGAGGAAUGCUCAUGAACGUUGGUUUCAGCGAAGCAGUGAAGGCGGAUGACUUUGCUUGUGUAAUCUUCCACGAUGUCGAUCUCAUCCCCGAAGACGCACGGAAUGAUUAUGGAUGUCCGUCCUCGCCUCGACACAUGUCUACUGCUGUAAGCCGAAUGGAUUACAAGCUACCUUACAAGACCUUGUUCGGAGGAGUGGAAGGCUUCUGGAGCGAACAUUACCGUCUGAUCAAUGGUUUUCCUAAUCGCUUCUGGGGUUGGGGAGGAGAAGACGACGACUUGUAUGUCAGGAUCACAGAGCGACGCCUGAGCUUCACUCGGCCAGCUCUGAUGAUUGGUCGAUAUACCAUGUUACAUCAUUCAAACCAUGAAGACGACAUAAAUCCUAUGAGGUUUGAUGAACUUCGUAGAAGCGAAGCGUCCAUUGAUAUGGACGGUUUAAACACACUUACAUACCACGUGUUGGACUAUCAGGAAAUGCCGCUGUACACAUUCAUAUCUGUAUCUCUGAGAUGAGGCGCGAGUUCACAGCGGCUGUACGCAAAAGUUGUUUGACGCGGAAAUGUUUCAAGAUUAAUGCACAAGAACUUAACGCUUAACUUAACAGACUGUCAAGACAACCGUGGCGCUUAGUGUCAGAGCGUGAAACGAUUUCAGUGAAUGACGUAAGCUGUAAUCCGGGAAGUCUUGUCUUAGUCGUUGCUAAGAAACAAACCAUUUCAGGCAGAAUUCUACACAAGUAGAAAAUGUUUCAGUUUUCUUCACAUAAAAGACAUUUUAAAAUUCUUUCAAAUUAAUGUACAUAGUGUUGCAAUUCAACAGAUGUAAUGAAGUCGAAUUAAAGUAUUUCUUUCAACUAUA